UGUCAAUGUCGGCUGGGAUUUGCUCGCAUGUUCCCGGAUCGACCCUGUAAACUUGUCUGAAAAUAGUGAUGUGAAACGCUUAGAAUCUGUUUUUAGGAAAUAUUUGCGACAGAGUAACUAUAGUGUUGGAGGAACCGAAUUGUAUACUUCAAAGGAGGAUAUAAAUUCGUUAACAGUUAAAGAUUUUGAUGAAUGUGCGCACGAUGACUUCAACGAUUGUUUCGUCCACGCCCACUGUUUUAAUUUGGUAGGCAGUUAUACCUGUAGCUGCCCAGAUGGCUAUGUUGACACUUCCGAUAAUCCCGUUUAUCCUGGUCGUCAUUGCUCAGAUGAGAUUAUUGGGUGCGAUAAAUGUAACUACCAUGGCCAUUGUGUGGUGUCGAAUAUAAUAUUGAAUGAAACUUCAGUAUGUGAAUGCUUUGCUUGGCAUGCGGGAGCAACGUGUCAACUGAAUUUGAAAAUGUUGCUGAUUAGCCUGAUUGCAAUUGGUACAGUUUUUAUCUUGUUGGUGGUCUGUACGCUGCUGAUCUAUACGAAGCGCAAAACCUAUGGAGGAACUAGGACGAUACCUAUAUUUAUAAACACAUCCAAUUAUCAUCCAAGUAUGUUGACUUCAUCUAGCAACAAGUCAGAAUUGUCCUCUGUAGCUCAUAUGUGCAAAUCAAGCAUGGACAAGCGUAACAUUUUGAGUGAUUCAAAUAGCGAAUUGAGUCACAAUGCAGAACAGUAUUCAACAUUUAAGGAAUCAGAGAAGGCGGUUCAAUCGGAUCGAUCACUUACUGUAAUGAUUCCACGAGCUAAAUACUACCAUCCAUCGGUCCUACCUAACACACAGCAAUUAACACAACACGAAUUGACGUUAAGCGAGGUUGAUAGUACUCCAUUAUCCAAAGUAACUCAAAAUGAUAGCAAAACUAAAUAUAAAAUUGCUGAUCCACCGGUAAAGUCCUCUAGUAAAGAGUGUGGCGCAUUGGUCUCUGCCGGCUUUGAGGUCUCUGCAAUCGUCAGCGAUCGGCUAGCUCAAUUGAAUAACAAAAUUAUCGACUGCAAAAAAAAUGCAGCUACAACUGAUUGCGAAUCAUCUCAAGCACAACAAAUGUCUAUAGAAAGCUUAAAGGACCUUUUGGAUUCAAGGGAGAAUUUUCAUAGAAUGCAAUCUUGGAUGAGAAAUAUCCAUAGCACUGAAAUAUCAGCUGAUAUACGUUCAUUCGAUGAAACAACUGUUCUCCCUGUUACCAAAUCUAUUCAUCUAUGUUUUGAAAAGCGAACGCGAAGCAAUACAAUUGAGGAGGCGAACACAAUGGCUGAGAGGGACCUUGGCUCUACAUUUUUACUGCCGCAUACACAUCUUUACAAGCCAGAAAAGCUCGAGAGUGACCUGUCUGGCUUUGACUCUCUGUGAAAGUAAAUGAUUGAUCAAUCA
Drosophila arizonae is the source of this 1423-nucleotide messenger RNA. RefSeq lists its product as uncharacterized. Gene Ontology annotation, molecular function: calcium ion binding. The record is from RefSeq and is a predicted model, not a curated record. Lineage: Eukaryota; Metazoa; Arthropoda; Insecta; Diptera; Drosophilidae.